This is a messenger RNA of Annulohypoxylon truncatum, 806 nucleotides long. RefSeq lists its product as uncharacterized. The coding region runs from base 197 to 775 and encodes 192 amino acids. The transcript has 4 exons. Lineage: Eukaryota; Fungi; Ascomycota; Sordariomycetes; Xylariales; Hypoxylaceae. The record is from RefSeq and is a predicted model, not a curated record.
ACGCCUCUUCGAGGUUCCACCCACGUCUGCGGCGGUCAUGUUUCACCAGCUUUCGUUAUCGAAUACAGUAAACCGUUUUUACCUUUCGUCCGUAACAAGGUCAUGUUCAAACAUCCACUAUUCUGCUGAGUCUGGGUAUGGUAAUCAUACGUCUCACGAUAGGUGAACCAAUCCCAAGCAUGUCGCCACGCUAUCGAUGUCAGAACGUGAGAAGAGACGCAUGCAAUUCGAGCCUCGGCGUGAACACGAUAACGAACUUCAUGAAACAUGGGUUUUGAGGCUCCUUCUUCGCUCUUCAAGGAUGGAUCUUCCAUUUGUCCGUCUCGAGCCUCUGGCACCGCUCGUGUUGGCGUUCGCGUUGGCGCGGCUGCUUCGUUCGCGUACCUACUCACCUGCUCACCUGCGUAUUCGCUUCGCAUUCCGGGGUUUGCUUGGCUGUCUGUGUGCCUGGUUCAUGGGUUCUCAGUUUCGUGUGUUGCUCAACGACUGUGGCAAAAACAUCAUUCGAUGCGAUUACAUUGUGGAUGGCGCAAUGCAAAAUUUGUUGAAGUCGGUGAUUUGUACUACACUUAUGAUUUCACAAUUAUUCGUGGAUGAAGAGCCGGAUAUGACGAUUGGAUGUAAUUGGUGUAUAAAUACAUGCCUAAUACAGCCGUAUAAAACGCUUUUUUUGCUUAAUAAGUGCGGGGUUGAGACUGAACACCGCCCAAGACUCUCAGGCUUUUCAAGCUCCAGUUUAAGCUGCCGAGUAGCUAUCCCUAAGGGAAGAGGAUAGAGCAAUCGAAGUAUUGGAAAUAGUCAAAUCU